AUCGGGCAGCAGAUCGGCGACGAGGUGCGCGCCCUGCACGACACCGGCAAGUUCACGAACAGGCAGCUGGUCAUCCAGAAGAGCGAUUCGUCCAAGGACAUCCGUGGCGACCAGAUCACCUGGAUCGAGGGCAAGGAGCCCGGCUGCGAGGCCAUCGGGCUGCUCAUGAGCAGCAUGGACGACCUGAUCCGCCACUGCGACGGGAAGCUGGGCAACUACAAGAUCAACCGCCGGACGAAAGCCAUGGUUGCUUGUUAUCCAGGCAAUGGAACAGGUUAUGUACAUCAUGUUGAUAAUCCAGAUGGAGAUGGAAGAUGUGUGACAUGUAUAUAUUAUCUUAAUAAAGACUGGGAUGCCAAAGUAAGUGGAGGUAUACUUCGAAUUUUUCCAGAAGGCAAAGCCCAGUUUGCUGACAUUGAACCCAAAUUUGAUAGACUGCUGCUUUUCUGGUCUGACCGUGGCAACCCUCAUGAAGUACAACCAGCAUAACUUUGGUAUUUUGAUGCAGAUGAGAGAGCACGAGCUAAAGUAAAAUAUCUAACAGGUGAAAAAGUAGUGAGGGUUGCGCUCAAUAAAGCUGAUUCAGUCAGUAAAGACGUCUUAUAGAGCCUUUGAACCAACAAUACCCCCACUUCACCUACAAUAAUUGUUGAUGCUAUGUGUUAAUUUGUGAAUACAAAUAAAUGGGAUAAAGAAAAAUAGACAGCCAGUUGACAUUUUAAUAAGGAAACAGAAACAACUUUUUGUGUGUUGCAUCAAACAGAAGAUUUUGACUGCUGUGACUUUGUACUGCA
This is a messenger RNA of Carlito syrichta (Philippine tarsier), 794 nucleotides long. Its product is annotated as egl nine homolog 1-like. Lineage: Eukaryota; Metazoa; Chordata; Mammalia; Primates; Tarsiidae. The record is from RefSeq and is a predicted model, not a curated record. Gene Ontology annotation, molecular function: ferrous iron binding; L-ascorbic acid binding; peptidyl-proline 4-dioxygenase activity. Gene Ontology annotation, cellular component: cytoplasm; nucleus. Gene Ontology annotation, biological process: peptidyl-proline hydroxylation to 4-hydroxy-L-proline; cellular response to hypoxia.